AUGGUUGCCUGGAAUCACCUUAAAUUCAAUAGAGUCUUAGAUGUCAAAUCUAAAAUAUAACUUGCUAGAGUGCACUUUGAACUUGGAAAUCAUUACGAGAGCAAAAAAUUAUUCUAAGCUAUAAAAACAUAAAUCAAAACAGAUGAUCAACUUGGAAAUGAUAAGAAUUUGUGGCUUUCAUUUUACAUUGAAAAAUCAAAGUAUUUCUUGAGUUUGCAACUCUUCAAAAAGUUUGCAAAAUACGUGUUAAGAAUGUAUGAUUUCCUUGGCCAAGAUAAAUAAGUAUAAUAGAAGUAGAUAUAGAAAUUCUUAUCAUUAGCAAACUUAAAUGCAUCUAUCGAGCCUAAAUUAUCAUAAGAAAAAGAGGUUGAGAGAGUAAACAAGAUAGAUUUGCAGGAAAUUUAUAACGGUGCUUAAUUGCCUUUAUUUUUAAUAGUCAUGGAAUCUCAAUUCUAAUGA
Messenger RNA from Stylonychia lemnae, 459 nucleotides. Lineage: Eukaryota; Ciliophora; Spirotrichea; Sporadotrichida; Oxytrichidae. The record is from the annotation of a GenBank genome assembly.